Messenger RNA from Belonocnema kinseyi, 561 nucleotides. RefSeq names its product neuroglobin-like. The coding region runs from base 1 to 561 and encodes 186 amino acids. The transcript is spliced from 3 exons. Gene Ontology annotation, molecular function: heme binding; oxygen binding. Lineage: Eukaryota; Metazoa; Arthropoda; Insecta; Hymenoptera; Cynipidae. The record is from RefSeq and is a predicted model, not a curated record.
AUGGGUUGCGAGCUUAGCAAGCUUGCGUCCUCGACAACUCAGAAUCAAACCGGACGUGAAAGCCCGCCACCCCCGGCAGCCACGGAUCCGCGACUUCCGCUCACGGCACGUCAGAAAUACACUAUCAUUGCCAGCUGGAAAGCCGUUGCCAGGUCUAUGGAGACUACUGGAGUCUACAUGUUCAUAAAAUUAUUCGAAAGUAACGCAGAACUGCUGAACAUGUUUACAAAUUUUAAACAUCUAAAAACGAAAGAUGAACAAUCAACAAGUCAGGAACUUGCGGAGCAUGCUUUAAAAGUGAUGACAACAUUAGACGAGGGUAUCAAAGGUUUGGAUGAUAUGGACGCUUUUCUAUCUUAUCUACAUCAAGUGGGCGCAACGCAUAGAAAAAUUCCUCAUUUUAAUAGGCAAUAUUUUUGGAAAAUUGAAGCGCCAUUCCUGGAGGCAGUAAAAAUGACACUUGACGACCGAUACACCGAAAAUGUGGAGAACAUAUACAAGUUAACAAUAAAAUUCAUCAUCCAGACGCUGAUCGACGGUUUCGAUCAAGCAGUCAUAUGA